AUGGAGGUUCAAUUGUUUGCUCGUCUUUUGGCCUCCGCUAGUGUGCUGGUUGCAACCUGCCAUGCUGUUGCCGCAUCCUGCGCUUCAUGGUCGACUCGGUAUCAGCAGGACAUUGAAGGAAUUUGUGUCUGCAACGCUACCAGUUGCGACUCCGUGUCGACCGAGUACAUGUCGUUAAGCAGAAAUCAAGUUGGGCUCUUCCAAACGUCUAAAGCCGGUGACCGUCUAGCAUAUUCGACAUUAGAAAUCAAUGACACCAGUGACGACGACGACGCCGAACUCAUCAUUGACUCUACCACGACGUACCAAAACAUCAUUGGGUUUGGAGGUGCUUUCACGGAUUCAGCAGCUAUCAACGUUUACUUGAUGGACAUGAAUGUUCAGCAGCUUAUCGUGGACGCAUAUUUUUCUGACACUGGGCUUCAGUACUCGUUGGGUCGUAUCCCUAUUGCUUCUACCGACUUCUCCGAGUAUGUGUAUUCGUAUAAUCCUUCUAUUGACGACUUUGCAAUGACUAAUUUCAGCAUCGCCGUGGACAAGUAUCCACUCUCAAACAAGUUGAAUCUAAUCCAGCGGGCACUAAAUGAGACCGCUGUAGCCCGUCGCAACCUCACCUUUUAUGCUUCUUCAUGGGCACCGCCUCUGUGGAUGACAAAUGGUAACACAACGCUCAAUUGCGAAAUGAAGGGCUACCCUGGCAGCAAAUAUUGGAAGGCACUGGCUCUAUAUUACUCGAAAUUUAUCAGUGCGUACGAAGCGGAAGGUGUUCCAAUUUGGGGCAUGACAACGCAGAACGAGCCAACAAAACAAGAACUUGCCAGUAAGUUCUGGCAAAGUCUUCGAUUCAACUUGACAACUGAACGCGACUUUAUCAAAAGAGACCUUGGUCCCAUGAUGAAAAAGAACCACCCGGACUUGAAAUUUAUCAUCCUGGACGAUCAAAAAGAUUUGUUGCUGGACUGGAACGCCUCGCUGCUGGAUGAGACAGCACGGAGCUAUGUUUCAGGCGCUGCGGUCCACUGGUACAAGAAUCUAGAUUUUGCCUUUGGUGCAUCCGGUGAUUUCGAUGCCUUGGUUACGUUUCACGAAAAAUACCCCGACAUCUUCCUACUCGCGACGGAAGCGUGUGAAGGCUCGCUGGUUGAAGGGCUUGGCACAGGAGUAGGAACAAACUUGUUCGAUUACAAAAAUAUCACUUGGCAGCGCGGCGAGAACUAUGCACGCGACAUCAUCAAUGACCUGGUUAGCUUUGCCAGUGGCUGGACAGACUGGAACCUUGUUCUUAACACGAAGGGCGGUCCUAAUUGGGCGGAUAAUCAAGUUGACGCGCCAAUCCUUGUGGAUGAAGAAGGCGGUCAGGAGAUUUACAAACAGCCCAUGUACUACAUCAUAGGCCACUUUUCUAAGUUUAUCAUCCCGGGAUCUUUUCAAAUUCAGGUAAAUAUAAGCAGAGAUACCAGUUUGGAUAAUGUAGAUCGUGUUGCGUUCCUGACCCCAGAGGACCAAGUAGUUGUUGUGCUUUUAAAUCGCGACAACACCGAAAAGAGCAUUCGCUUAGUUCUUCUUACUGAAGCGUGCUCCGUGACAACAUUGCUUCCGGCAAAGACGAUGCAAACUCUUCUCUUUCCAAAGUUCCGCAGCAAGUCGAGUAAGAGCAGCGCCGCAAAUGCACUGGCCGUUCAUUUAGUCAGCAUAGUGCUGCUGACUAUCGGUCAGCUACUAGCUAUGCAACCAUAA
This is a messenger RNA of Peronospora belbahrii, 1737 nucleotides long. NCBI's taxonomy places the organism in Eukaryota, Oomycota, Peronosporomycetes, Peronosporales, Peronosporaceae. The record is from the annotation of a GenBank genome assembly.